This is a messenger RNA of Mizuhopecten yessoensis (Yesso scallop), 947 nucleotides long. RefSeq lists its product as uncharacterized. The coding region runs from base 140 to 649 and encodes 169 amino acids. Lineage: Eukaryota; Metazoa; Mollusca; Bivalvia; Pectinida; Pectinidae. The transcript is spliced from 4 exons. The record is from RefSeq and is a predicted model, not a curated record.
GAUAUGUGCAGGCGACUAGACUUAUCACCAGACAGGUACGUGUUCGUGACCUAGUGCCCGUGGGACGUGGUCAUUCACACGUGUUUCUGUGUUCUGAAGAGUAAGGUCUGACAUUCACAGUGGUCAAGCGUGUAUAAAGAUGUCCAAGCCAAGGAAGAUACUACUGGCCAUGGACGGCAGUUCUCACUCUGAGUUUGCUUUUGAAUGGUAUACGACCAACCUGAUGAAGUCAGAUGACCAGCUUGUUAUAGUCAGCGCACUUGAACGUCACACCGGCUUGUCCACUGCCCUGGGCAGUGCCGACAUACAGUCCCUGUGUAGUAUACUGGAGGAGGAGUCCGACGAACACAGGAUACUUGUGAAUAACUUAACCAAAAAACUGGAGUCCACAGGAUUGAAAGGGAUGGUGAAAACACAGCUUGGUAAGGCCGGAGAAGUAGUGGUCAAAGUGGCGAGUGAGGAACAUGUUGACCACAUCAUCUGUGGGUCGAGAGGUCACAGCCAGAUAAGGAGAACGCUCAUGGGUAGCCAUAGUGAUUAUAUCUUACAUCACGCGCACGUGCCGGUGACGGUGUGUCGCCAUCCCAAACAUAUGCACAUAGCGACAGUUGCCGGGUCGUUAAACUCUCUUGACAACACCGAUGGCUAAUUCUAUCACCAGCAUUAUCAACAUGGACAUAUGAUUGAUGUCUGUAUUGCGUUAGUUAUUUUGGCAACUUCGAUACGAGGAAAAUAAAUUAUCUCUGCAUCAAAAAUACACAAAUAAACAACUUGUAAAUUGUCAAAGAUUUGACGAAUCAAGAAUCCUGAUCGAUCAAAUAAAUAACAAAAAGUUGAUACUUGUUUCAUGAGAAAAGUUACGUAUCUUUUUUUCGCCCUGUUAUGCCACAGGAGCAAUGUCGAAGACGUUUGACCUUAGUUAGAUCUUCAUUAAAUUAAUGUUCAUA